This is a messenger RNA of Trichobilharzia szidati, 4710 nucleotides long. The record is from the annotation of a GenBank genome assembly. NCBI's taxonomy places the organism in Eukaryota, Metazoa, Platyhelminthes, Trematoda, Strigeidida, Schistosomatidae.
AUUCGUUUCAUCAUUUCAAUAUUUUGUUUAAACUGUAAAAUACACUUUUUAAUUUAAUCGAAAAUUACAUUUUACAGAAAUAAAAAAAAAGUUCAUGCAACACUGCCCACAACAACUACCUAUCUCUACUACAAAUGCGACUUUCUAGAACAUCUCAUCUUCGAAUUCCUAAGUAGAUAAACUCCUUCAAAAGGACUUUACUUGUUUGUCAAUGUAAGCGAUGAAAAACGCUACAAAAAGAGAAUGAAUCGAACAACUUGAUAAGGCUUAUUAAUUAAAUCUCCAUUAUUUUUUUGACGCUUACAUCAGUGUGUAUUUAAACAAAAAUUAAAGCGGGUCUUACAAAAUAAUCUAAAACAAAUUAUGCCAAUUGUUAUAAAACAUUUAUUUUAUUCAUUCAUAUAUUUAUUUUCUAUACUAAAUGGUCAAAAUCAGAGUCAGUCUUAUUCUUUACGAUUAUUUAUUUUAAUACCUUUUGAUGGUUGUCUAUCACCAAGUGGAUUAUUUAAUUUCACCGCCAGUAUUCAAGAUUCAAUCAAUUUAAAUUCACAAACAACAAUUAAUUGGGCAUUGAACAAUAAUAUUAUCAAUAAUAGUAUUGAACAGUAUUUAAUUCCUCUGUCAGAAUGUAAAUUAACCAAUUCAACAUUUAAUACUCUAUUGACAACACAUUCUAAAGCUCAACAACUUGCUGAUACAAUAAAUUUAAGUAAUAUUUAUUAUCAUGUCAUUGUAGGACCUUAUGAUCUUGGUUUAUGCGAUCAAAUGAAUCAGCUAGUAUUGAUACCAUAUAUGGAUUGUAUGAAACCGCGUAGUACUUAUGUUUAUCAUACAAGCUUUCAAUGUCCUCCAAGACAGAUAACCUACCAGUCGAAUUUACUGCCUAGUACAACUAUGAAUUGUUUGAAUACAACAAAUCGGAAUUAUCAAGAUUUUACAAAUAUUGCAAGUUUACAUAUCGGUGCUAGUAAAUAUCAAGUAUCGUUGGCUUUAGUAAAAAUUUUAAAACACUUAAAUCGACUGGAUGUUUUAAUCGUUUAUCAAGAUGAUGACGAUAUAAACGAUCAGUCGGGAGUAUUUGCUAAUUAUUUAGCCUAUUUAAUGACCCAGGCUGGGGAUUCUAGGAUUACGAUUAAAGAAAUCAAUGGUUGGCAUGUAGGUAAAAACGUUUCAAGUGUAAUACGCAUAGGAAGUGUAAAUAUUUCGGUUUGUAUUGUAAUCGCCCAACUGGCAGUCUAUUCGAAUUUCCUCAAUGAUAUUUAUCAAUGGAAUCCAAGUAUACUGAAAACAAUCAUGUUUAUAGCCUAUGAUAUGACUUUAUUCUCAUAUGAUGUACUCAAAGUAUGGAGAAGUUAUGCUGCACAGAAUGAUGUCAACUCGAUAAUGAGUUCUGCAUUUGUGCUCACUUCACAUCCGUAUGGAUCUAAGCUACAAUUAACUGAUGAUUAUUUAAACCAGAAAGAUUAUUUAGCAAUGAAAUUAACUUUGGGCAUGGCAAUACGCAAUUUUAAACAUCAUGUACAACAACAAUUACAGAAGACCAGUGUUGUACAAGGAAGUGAUGGAUUCUACGCAUCAUUGAAGAAUACAACACUGAGAAUUCCAGUUAGAUCAGAUUUAAGCUUGGCGGUUACAUUUAAUGAAUAUCCUGAACAAAGUCAAGCUGCUUUAGACUUCUAUCUGAUUAAUACGUAUACAUGUGAUGGUAAUAGUAUAAAUGCCACUUCUGCUACUACUACAACAUGCAUCCAAGUGUAUUCUUCUAUGAUAUGGCCAGAUUAUAAUGUCAGUACUACGCUUUUGAUGAGCACUUGGCAGUUGGCUGCAAGUUUACAACAAGGUUCAAAUAUUUCAGAAUGUGUACCAAAUAAUGGGAUCGUAAUGGCACUCAUAUUCAUGUCGGUAUUGACUGCUGUAAUCGCCUUUUCAUUAAUUGCAUUCUUUUUAGCCAGAUGUUACCGUCGACGAAAAAUGUAUCGUGAAGGACCGAAUAAAUUAAUUAUUUAUCCAGACGAUGUUGUAUUUAUGAAAGCUAAUAGAGCAGUUAAGCAUGCAACACCUAGUAAUGUUGAUUUACGCUUUCCAACAUUGAAUAGUGAGACAAAAAUAAAUGGUUCUCAUGCCAGUCAUACUAAUCAAGCCAAGCUAGACAACCAGAACAAAUCUUUAGUCUCUGUAAUGAGUGGUGAAGGAAUUGAGGAUACAAAUGUUGCACGAUAUAAUAAUGGUUUAAUUUACAUCAAAAAAUUGGAUUUGAACAAUGCUGCCUUGAAGAGUAAAUUUCUAGAUCAUAUUCGUUUGUUAAGAGAGAUACGCAAUGAAAAUGUCAACCAGUUGAUUGGUUGUUAUGUUGAUCUGACAGCUUUAUGUUUGGCAUUUGAUCAUUGUACACGAGGAAGUUUAAGAGAUAUAAUAAAGAAAGAAUCAAUAAACUUGGAUUGGGAGUUUAAACUUUCACUAGUGACUGAUGUAGUCAAAGGUAUGAGAUAUGUACAUUCAAGUCCACUUAAAAAGCAUGGUUGGCUGAAAUCUACAAAUUGUUGUGUCGAUGGUAGAUGGGUUGUAAAAAUUACAGACUAUGGAUUACCUGAUAUCUAUAGUAUAUAUGGCACAAAUAGAAAGAUAAAAGAUGAAGAAUUACUAUGGACUGCACCAGAACAUUUACGUGAAGAGAACAAUGUACAUUUUGGUAGUCAAAAAGGUGAUGUCUACUCAUUCGCUAUUGUAAUGCAAGAAAUUAUAACACGUGAUGAACCCUAUGGAAUGCUUGGAUUAAGUCCAAAAGAGAUAUUGAGUAAAGUUCGUAAACCCCCACCGUUGUGUAGACCAAAAGUAUCACAGUCUGAAGCUCCACCAGCGUACAUAGAAUUUAUGAAACGUGCAUGGGCAGAGAGUCCUGUAAUGAGACCGACAUUUGAAGAAAUUUAUCAACAGUUUAGACUACUCAAUCAAGGAAGAAAAAUUAAUAUAGUCGAUCAUAUGUUCAAAAUGAUGGAAAAGUAUUCAGCCGAUUUAGAAGAUCAAGUGCGAGUACGUACAGAAGAAUUAGAGACUGAGAAAAAGAAGACUGAACUCCUAAUCGCAAGAAUGCUUCCUCCAGUUGUCGCCGAAACACUGAUGUCUGGAAAAGCUGUUUGUCCAGAGGCAUUCGAUGAAGUGACAAUAUACUUCAGUGAUAUUGUUGGCUUUACGACAAUCUCUGCAUUGUCGACACCUUUUCAAGUUGUCGAUCUGUUGAAUGAUCUUUAUACAAUGUUUGAUGCAACUAUUGAUUAUUAUGACGUAUAUAAGGUUGAAACUAUUGGUGAUGCAUACAUGGUGGUUUCCGGCUUGCCUGUACGUAAUGGUCGAUUACAUGCAGGUGAAAUAGCAACUAUGGCGCUAGACUUAUUAAGCCAGUGUGGAACAUUUGUUAUUCGUCAUAUGCCUGAUGUACCGCUUAGAUUACGUAUUGGAUUACAUUCAGGUUCAUGCGUCGCUGGAGUAGUUGGCCUGACGAUGCCACGUUACUGUCUGUUCGGAGAUACAGUGAAUACUGCAUCAAGAAUGGAAUCAACUGGAUCUGCUUUCCGUAUCCAUGUCAGCCCAACAACAAAAUCUAUUCUGGAUAUUUUGGGUGGUUAUCAUUUGCAGUUACGUGGUAAAGUUGAACUGAAAGGCAAAGGUUUAGUUGAUUCAUUUUGGUUAAUUGGGAAGGACAACUUCAAUAAACCACUACCUGAUCCACCCCCACUGACAGAAGGUGAUAAUCAUGGACUGGCCUCAUUACUUAAACCAGAAAAACUAAAGGCCAUGGCAGAAAAAAAUCUGGCAGGUGACACUCACAACAUAGAAGCACAACAUGCUGGUACUGAUAUAAUCCAACCAGAAGAACAAUCAAGUAAUAUAACCUCACCUAAGCGAAAAUCAAGUAACUUCUCAGUACAUUUUACUGGAGAACACUCUGACCAACAGGGAUUAACUUCACAGGAUAAUACUCGUAACAAGCCUGAUGUUUCACGUCGUCGAUCAAAUAAAGGUCCAUUGCCUCCAGUUGAUUAAUACGUAAUAUGCUGGUCUGAAGGAGCAACACCUUUACAUUGUCAACACAUUUAAUACUAUUUCAUCAUGUGACCUCAUCGCUUAACUCCAAAUUUUAUAUUCAAAAAAAACCAACAUUAUGCACAAAUUCGUAGAUUAACAUAAUGCAUUUCAGAGAUAUUUUCUAUAAGGUCUAAGGGGAUAAUUCGAAACAAUAUUCAGUGUCUGACAUUCAAUUGUUGCUUUGUAUAAUUUCUGUUUCACUAAUAAAUUAGUAGUUUUACCGUUUACUACUUAUAAAUCUAUUAAGUAAUAUCAUGUAAUUUUCGUUCCUUUUAAAACAAAAAUCAUUUUCAGAAGUUUUUGGGAAACUUUCAUUGUAUGUUUUCGAAUUGACUAGCACAUAAUAUUCUUUCUUUUUGUUAAUAUACAAAACAUUCCAUUUCUUAAACUGUUAGUUUCAAUUUCCAAACCAAUGAAAUGAAAACGCCAACUUUUAACGCUUUUAAAUGAUAAGCAAAAUGUUGUAGUACAUUUUUGACCGCAUAUCAUUUCAUAGUUUGUGGAAUAUUUAAUGAAUGUCAGGAAUAUCAAGAAUUUGUAUUUAGUCCAAAUUUGAUUUGAGCGCAUUCACACUCGCUGUUUCAAAUAUGCCAAAAUGAAUUAAUAUUCAUAGUGUAAACAAAUGCC